Molecule: messenger RNA, 4739 nt
Organism: Doryrhamphus excisus (bluestripe pipefish)
Lineage: Eukaryota; Metazoa; Chordata; Actinopteri; Syngnathiformes; Syngnathidae
Source: RefSeq, a predicted model, not a curated record
AAUAAAAAUAAAAAUCCCCUUCAUCACCAGCGUGGACCCUCUCAGGCAGGAACAAACAAGCCAACCCUGAUGAAGACGCCGCCUGAGCUUCCCACCAGUGUGGGCCGCCCGAGGGAGGGGUGCGUUAGAUUUGCGCGCCUGUGAAGAGCCGUCAAGCUCACAAUCAGCAAGGAAGAUGAUGGAGGGAUGGCUUUUAAGAAGGAGAAGAAGAAGAAGAACAUGAGGAGGGAGUUUACACCCACCACCAAGAGUGACGGGCUCGGACGCUGCCUGGAAGUCGCCGUGCGUCCCGCUCUGAAAAGCAAAGCCGGCUGUGAUGGAGGUGCCGGUAAGCGGACGUCCCUGCACUUCGGCGAGGCUCUGGAACUGACGCCGACGCAGGAAAUGCAGCGCCAACGGGUCUAUGUGUCUCCGCUGUGCACGCAUGCCUGCCAUACUGACCACAACAGUAAAGGGGCGGGGCCAGGUGAGUGGGGUCGCGUGGCUUCGACUUCGCCCCCCUCCUCCUUCCUCGUGCCGGCAGAGUCGAGCAAAAGACGGCGGAGGAGGAGCGCCUUACCUCACAAUCACCCCACCGCGAGGAGCUUCACACCGGCAGCAGACCUCCAUCUUCUGACGGCAUUUUUUUUCCCCUGCCCAGAGAACGCUAAAGCAAAGAGAGGAAGAGGAGCGAGGCGAAAGAGGAUAAUUGCGUUUCUGGCUGCCCCGUGGGAACAUGGGAUAUAUGACCUCAUCAUUCACCUGCGAGGCUCUCCACUGAACAACCCCACACAGUGCAGACGUAUGAUGGACGCAGCGGUCGAGGGUGACGACGCCCACCAAGCGGGGCCUUGUGAUGUCAUCGGCCGCACCCCGCCUCCCCCCUUUGUGCCCUCCCUCUGCAGCACUCCGAAAGAGGACGAGGACAGGAAGCCGGAGCAGCAGACCCUCGGCAAGCACGUGCAGCCAAAGAAAAAAGUCAAGGCCAAAGGCAAGCUGGUGCGCAGCAUGGCCGUGUGCGAGGACUCGCAGGAAGACAACCAGACCACAUCCGUCGUCUCGCCCGCCCGCAGCGAGGAAGACGCCACUUCCCGCCAGGAGGAAGAAGAGCAGGAAGCCGACGGAAAGAAAAAACUCUCCAAAGAGUCCAGCCUGGAGUACACCGACUCCACCGGCAUCGACCUGCAGCGCUUCAUCGUGGACACCCUGAACAGUAACCCCAGGGACCGCAUGAUGCUGCUCAAGCUGGAGCAGGACAUGAUGGACUUCAUCACCAGCGAUAGCCCCUUCAAAAAGUUCCCCCACAUGUCGUCCUACCACCGCAUGCUGGUCCACAGGGUGGCGGCCUACUUUGGCAUGGAGCACAACGUGGACCAGACGGGCAAGUCUGUCAUCAUCAACCGGACCAGCAGCACUCGCAUACCAGAGCAGCGUUUCCUGGAUCAGGUGCACGAGGACAAAGCCACAGAGAUCCAUCACUGGAAAAGCAUCUUGAAGCGGGACAACAGCGCCGAUGAGCAGACGCGACGCUACGCCUUACGCGAGAAGCAAAGCAAGUCUGUGGAGGAGAGGGAGGAGGAAUACCAACGAGUGCGGGAUAGAAUCUUCAGCCAAGAGCCUCCGUGCACGCAGGAGGGCGGCCAAGCAGAAAGCAGGACUGCGGAGGAGUGCAACCCGUACGCCGAGACCCAGAGGAGAAGGCAGCUCUUCAGGGGGAGCCAUGACAGCUCGGGCUCCAGCUGGACGGGGAGCAGCAGGCAGAGCAGCACGGACACGGACUGUCGCUACGGCAACGAGCCCCCGCCGUGGAGCAGCACCGACUCGGAUUCCUCCUACCAGUGGACCAGCCCCGCCCCCAAGCCUCACCAGGCCGCCAGUCACGGCUGGGACGGGCGAGGCGCAGCAGGCUCCAUCUCGCUCUUCAGAGUCUCCUCCGCCUGCCCCCACCCCUCCUCCCCCACCGCCAUGGCCGAGCCCGCCGCAAACCCCGCCUACAUCCUGGAGAACGGGAUCCCGCCGGGAAGCAUCCUUGUCAACCCUCACACUGGGCAGCCUUUCCUGAACCCUGAUGGAACCCCCGUGGUGUACAACCCACCUGCUGGCCAGCAGCCAAUCAGGAGCCAGAUGCAAGGCGCUCCGUCGCAGCAGCCGCCACCACAGGUGUACUCGUCCGUCUCCUACACGGCCCCACAGAUGCUAACCGUCGCUCCCUCGCAGCCAUUCCCCGCCGUACGUGUCCAACUUCCUGUUUGGUUGCCGACUUCCUGUUUGCACGCUAACAGUUGGCCUCCGCAGGUGGAUGAGCUGUCCUCACAGUUUGCACACGUGACCGUCAGCUGUCAGUCAUCAGGGGAAGCCCCGCCCCUUUACCCAAGCGCACAGAGCUUCGUCUAUGCAGCUCCUCCCCCUCCUCCUCCUCCUCCCCCCGCCGCCGCCAACCCCCACAGCUACUGCCAGCCUUCACCGCAGGUGCCUGCCUUCUACUACGGCCAGUAUCCUACCUCGCCUCAGAACCCCGUCAAAGCCGCCUCCCCCAGCUGCAACCCCGCAGGUUACGCCCCCGUGGUGGGGGUGCAGCAGCCGGUGCUGGGGGGCUACACGCCAAUGGCCCCCCACCACUGUAGCAUGGUUCAGGGGGGCGUGUCCAUCCCCUAUCCACAAAGUAAAGUUGGGGAGGCGGCCUACUGCUGCAUGGUGCCCCCGCCGCCCCCACACUGUGCCCACCCUGCCAGCAGUCUCAGCGGGCCCGCCUGGACCGCAUAGCACUUGAUGUGGAUGAAGUCAUCACACAGCACUGAUUUAGCGUCUACACCCCCCCUUCCCCCCCACCCUCACCCCACGUGUCUUUCUCCCCUCUGUGCCCACAUGUUCGCACAAACCACGCCCACUUUAUAACGCACUGUACCAAAGCUUCCAAGUCCAUAUAUUCAUAUAUUUAUCAAAGCUGCUGUAUUGAAUGCAUAGUUUCUACACACAAAUGGAGUUUUAUAUUGAUAUGAAAUGAUAUAUAUACAUAUAGUAUAUACAUAUAUAUAUAUAUUGUGAUUGACAGCAAAUGCACUGUGUGAAUAUCCAAUAAACAGACAUGGCGGCCUCGACGAGGUCACGUUUGCCUGUCAACGCCGUUCGGCUCUUUGCACUCGACUCCACAAGAAGAUUCAUUCCUAUUUCUACAAAUAGACCCGCAGCUGGGAUGUCCGACUCAUCAGAGACCCCUACUGGCCAAAGGCUGCAUCUGCAACCACUUGUUCUCCCCAUCAUCAGGAGCGCAUUAUAAUCACAAUAAUAAUAUUCACCGAUACAUCGAUGCGAAUGCGUUGGCUCAUUCACUGAGUAUGGAUGCAAUUGACGGGUGAAAUCUAGAUUCAUCGUGAUGCGUUUGUGGAUAACGGAAAAUCACGAUUCAAGCGCCGAUUUAUUAAUGUUCAACUCCACCCCAUAUGCUGUUCCCCAGGUGCCAUGAAUGCACCAUCGUUAUUUGGCGUUUUGUAUUGAAUACGGACGGAAGCCGUGAGGCACAUACAACUACGAGUAAAACAGCAUGGACGUUCGUAGCAAGGAGCAGCGAGGAACUUUCUUGAUUUAACCCCCCCCCCCCCCUCUCCCCUGAAAAGGGGGCACCCCAACACGGACAAGUCUACCGCACCCCCCCACCCCGUCUAGUUCCUCGUCGGACACCGGAAGAACCAAGCAAAUCAGGUCAGUGGAUCUUCAGCUGCUUUCCUAAUUGUCCAGGAGCUAUUUGUCCGUCCCAACAAGUGCCCCCCCCCCCAGCAGAGCAGUUGGCUUCUUCCUCAAUUGUGAAACAAUUUUAAAAGUUUUCCACUUUCUGCUCCUCACAACUGUAUUAGCCUAGCUGCUAGCUCAUUCAUAUUAGCAGUAUGUUGAGCAGACAGGAAUAUAAACAAACAUUGAUUCCACUGUUGAAAGUGUCACUUUAACUUUGCUGUUGCUGUACUGUAUUUUUUACAGCAGUAAUUAUUGAACCACUGCUACUGUAAUUGCAUAGUCGAUGGGAAAAAGUUGUUUUUGAAAAGUUGUUGUUUUAAGAUGGCAAAAAGGAUGAUCACGAAGUGGUGCAUAGUAAAAUAUGGACACAAAGUCAACUAUAAUUAGUGAUAAAAAGCAAUCAGAAUUGAUCAUUAAUGAUAUUACUCCUUCAUAAAGAAAUGUAAAAGGAAUGAAAAAUAUGUGAACGAAUUGGCAUUGACCUUUGUGUUGGAGUGUCGUUUCAUGAGGUUAAGGCUAAAGGCCGAGCUUGUGGCUUGCAGUUCUACACCCAAACGCUAGUGGGCAGUGAGGAACCACAAUUAAUGGCGUUGGUAAGGUUAGAAAGACUCUCAUUAGAUUACCCCAAACUGGAAAAGCUCUACUUUUAUUGCCAUUACCCCCAACACUGGCUAUCAUAUUGCAAUAAAUUCGAAUGUAUGAAUAUGUACUUCCUGACUCCAUUUGUCAUGAGAAUGUACUCCUGGAAUGUUUAAAGGAGAAACGUGAAAGUCCACAGAUGACUUCAGUGCCCUUUCUCCUUGACACCUGUAAUCACCUCCACUCCAACGUGUGUGUGUGUGUGUGUGUGUGUGUGUGUGAGAGGGAGAUAAUUCAUUUUUGAAGUGGAGCUGAUUCGCAUUUGGUAACAUCAAAGCCAAUGAAACGUAUCCAUCAUCCUUGCCCAACUUGGAAAUUAAAUUUGGAUUUCAUAACUGUGCCGCCGGAUGAAUAAUUGAAGCUGCGCGGCGGCUUUCAUAAAGCCCGCUCCU